Molecule: messenger RNA, 633 nt
Organism: Leishmania braziliensis MHOM/BR/75/M2904
Lineage: Eukaryota; Euglenozoa; Kinetoplastea; Trypanosomatida; Trypanosomatidae
Product: putative dynein light chain
Exons: 1
Coding region: 1-633 (210 amino acids)
Cellular component (GO): cytoplasm
Molecular function (GO): protein kinase binding
Source: RefSeq, a predicted model, not a curated record
AUGGCGUCGGCGACAAGCAUCAAGGAAGCCAUUGUGCGCUUCGAAGAGAGCGAGUAUCGACGGCGGCUCGCAGGGGUGCCGGAAGCGGCGCAGGAAAGCGUACCGCGAGUUGUCGCGGCACAGGAGGCGAAGGUGCUGCUCAUUGGCAUGUUGCCCCCCAUUGCCAAGAUGGACAAGGAGAUCUCGACGCUGAAGGAAUGUGUGCAUCUCGGGCUGAGCACCAACGCCAUCGAGAAGAUAGGCCCUGGCUUGAAGGAACUCAAGAACCUAAAGGUGUUGUCUCUGGGCCGCAACAGCAUCCGCAAGCUCGAGCAGCUCGACCUGCCGCAGUUGGAGCAGCUCUGGGCCUCGUAUAACAAAAUUGACAAGCUGACCGGGCUAGACAAGCUGAAGGGCCUUCGAGUGCUGUAUCUGAGCAACAACCUCAUCAACAGCUGGACAGAGAUUGACCGUCUAGCGAACCAGUGCCCCGAGCUGGUCGAUGUUCUCUUCCUCAAUAACCCCAUCUGCAACAGUGCAGCAAGUAAUCAGGAAUACCGCUACAUGAUGCUGCAGCGCCUGCCAAAGUUGACACGGCUGGAUGGCGUGCCUGUUGACCCAGAGGAGAAAGAGGAGGCGGACCGCCGCCGCUAA